GUUUGAUGAGGCGCACGCUCCGCUCCGCAGCUGGACUCCUCGGUCACUCCCCCGCCCGGGUCCAUCCUUCAAGAGCCGCCUGCCCGCCGCCCGCCGCUCCAACGUGGAGGGAAGGACACGGAGAGGCUCUAUUGUUAGUUCGGCUCGAAAUUUACGUCUCGGUCGACAUAUUUAGUGCGUCGCCGGGGCCGAAAGGGAGGGACUGUUUGUUUCUCCCGGAGUCUUCAAGAGCGGAGUCGACGGUUGAAAGGACUUUGAAGUAUUGGGAAGCUGGCUACUCAAGACAGGUGUGAGCCCCAGACUGAGUUAACAGCAGCAACAUUGGCAUCCACACCUUAGGAGGAGGGGAUGAAACCGGAUGGGGUUACCAUGGAAACCACAGAGCCAACUGAAGCUGCAGCUGCAGCAGCAGAGCCCUCCUCAAUACAGGGCAAUGUAACAGAGCAAGCCCCAUCUCAACCAGAGGAAGCAACAAAUGAUGCAGCACCUAGCUCUGCUCCAAAGGCCAAUGGCAAGCCAGUGGGAGCUGACCCCAAAGUCAAACCAAAAGCUGCUGGAACUAAAACACAUCCCACAGCCAAAUCUGCAGGGGUCUCAGGAUCUAGCUCACGGCCAGGUGCUGCCUCACACCGCACGAUGACUGACGUCAGACCUGCUAACAACGCUUCUGCAGCUGCAGGCAAGAAAACUGCAACAACAACUGCAUCAAAAUCAGCAGCAGCAGCAGGAGCUGUACCUAAAAGACCACUGGGUGCAUCAGCAGUUUCUACCGCGACCAAGAACCAAACUAGAGCGCCUGACAAGAAGUCUGCUGGACCUGCCAGGACUACCUCUGCUGCUGCUGCUGCUACAGGAACAAAUGGUACCAAAACAGCAGGCAAUGGCGCUCUUAAAAAGAGACCAGCAGCUGAGACUGUGACUGUCGCAAGACCCAAAACCACAGCUGCUGCCAGCAGGACAGUGGCUUCUACAGCUCCAAGACCCAACACUUCAACCACAACUAAAGCUGGUGGUGGUGCUACAUCAAAAACCACAAGGCCUGCUACAGGUCCCUCCACAACUCGACCUGCAUCCACCAUAUCUAGGCCCACGACGGGAGUAACCAAACCCUCCACUACUGCAACUACCAAAGCCGCAGCUUCCAGAGUUACCACAGCGCCAUCUACUGGCAGGGCCACAGCAGCACAGCCUCUGAAAACUGCUGCUGCUAAGAAAGAUGUCAGUCGACCACCAUCUACUGCAGAGGCCAAGAAAUCCACGACUGCUACAGCAUCAGCUGCUGCCAAAAAACCUGAAACCUCUAAACCCAUGGCCAGUGGAAAAGUCAACUCUGUAUCCAAAUGGUCCACAACAACGAAGCCAGUUGAUACUAAAUUGUCACAGCCCAAACCUCAGCAGCCUGCAAAGCCUACUCCCACAAAGAAGUCUGCUGCUGCUGUACGAUUGAAUGCAGGUGCCACAUCGUCCCUUGGCCGAACCCUACCUGCCUCUCCAGCCAACAGACCUACAAACAGUAGCACCUCUCAGACAAAACGUGGAACCAAACCCACUCAGACUGUCCCACCUUUCAGUGCUACCAAGAAGAUAGAAGUUUCAAAUGCUAUAGCGCCUACUGUUGAAACACAAAGUGCAGCUGGAGCUGUGGCAGCUGCUGGAGCUGUUAUAGCAGCUGUCACAACAGCAGCUGUGCUAGCUGAAACACAGACUGCAGGGGCCUUACCACAGGGAUCAUCCCUUGCUGCAUCUGUACCAGAGGAGGUCUCUACCCCAGUCUUGGCUCAGGUUACUACAGCAGAGGUGGCAUCUCAAGAGCCUCCUCAAAGCCAUGAAGUGACUCCCUCUCCUCUUCCAAGCCCUGUUAGGACAACCUUGCCGCAAACAUCUCCAUCAAAGGAACAGCUGGAAAGCAGUGCUCCUUUACUAACGACAUUGGAACAGAGCCCUGCCCCAGCUAGGCCUCCAUUAGCACACGGGUCCUCCCCGCCAGACCUGUCAGAGGAAACUGUUUACUUGGCAACUGACCAUACCCCCUCAGCAUCUGCACCCCUUCCAGCAGCAGCAAACUCUGUCCCUCAAAUUGUUCCUUCAUCCAAUCUAAAUGAGGAGGAAGAUGAAGAAGAGCGUGAGGGAAGCCAGCUGGUUUCUGUGUCUGAAAUGAGUGGAACCACACAACCCACAGAGGAUUCUCGUCCUGGAUCAGCAGGGCCAGUAGGGGGAUCUGCCUGGAGAGCUGGUGGUGCCUUGCUCUCUGAGCUGGACUCUGAGGAGGUAAGCGGCAGCCAGCAAGGUGCAUCUGAACUUAGUGCCCCAGGGGUCCUGGAGGGCACAGAGAGCAUGGAUGAUCUGGGAGAUGCCAGUCUUAAAGGAGGAAUUGACAUGGAAGGAGCCUCAGCAGGUUCACCUGACUUUGAGAAGGUUCCUGACAUACCAGUUAAUGACUUUGAUGAGGACGACGAGGAUGAGGAUGACAAUGAUCGGGUCUGUGACAUGGAUGUAGGCUCAGAGCGGACAGAUGAACCACACAGACCAAGGCAUGACAAUGAUGUGGAUGAUGAGGAGGAUGAUGACGUGGAAAUGGCAAGUGAGGGGGUGACAGAGAGUGGGUUAGAAAGCUAUGGGAAUGCAGAUGAGGACGACUUUGCUGAGGAUGAAAGGCUGGACAACUUGAACAGGAUGGCCCAGCUGCCCCCUCCACCACCUCUGCUGCCCUCUGCCCCAUCUGCUCAGUGGGACCAACCAAACCCAUUUGCUGAUCCAUGGGCAGAACCUCUGGUGCCUGUCCAGGUGGCAGGAGCAGCUGCAGCAAGCCCUUUGGCAGACCCCUGGCAAGCAGACUCUGAGACCCCAACUCAGAUGCCAGCCCAAGCCUGGUUAGAACUAGGAUCAGAUCCUUGUGUUCCUGAAAGCCAAGAAGCACCCCCUCAUUCCUCUGUUAAAGGUGAGCCACAAAAUUCAGAGACCCAUAUUUUCAACAAUCUAUCAAGCCCAGCUCCAGGGAAGGCCCUGGCUCCAGCACCCCUCUCUGCACCAGGAAUGUCUCUGUCAAGCACACUGAGCAGUGAGACCAGCACACCUGAGGAACUGGGUGACUACAGUCGAGACGGAAAGCUCCAUCCUCAAGCUAUGCAAGCUCCACUGCUUUCCCCCCAGCCUGACCUAGACUACCAAGACCUGGGUAUUCAUUUAGAGAGAGGAGACAGGGAAGGAGAAGAGGAGCCUGAGCCAGACACCCUGCCGGCUGAUGAAGUCCUGGAAGGCUCUGCAACUGCCCCCACGUCAAACCCUUCCUCAUCCUCGGUAACAGAAGACGAGGCCAGUGACACAGAAGGAGAGGCUCAACUGGAGGAUUCCUUGGAGAUUCCACCUGUCAAGAACACAACCUUCGACAACCAACCUCCAGCCCAGCGCUGCCUGUCCACUGUGGAAGAAGGAGAGGAGGCUGAGAUGGAGGAGGUGGAGGGUGGCAUAGGUGAAGACACAACUCCACCUUCAGCUACCUCAUUGGCAUCCUAUGGCUUUGACACCAUAACCACAGCUUCGAGCUCCAAUGCCCAGUCCACAGGGGAGAGCUGCAUCAAAAGCCCUGGCAUCUUCUCCUUGGAGGAGCUACCUGAAGAAGCGAAGCUGCCCUGUUUAAGCCCACAACCUCACACCCAGUCGUGUCUCUCAGAGCAGAAGUACAUCGAGUCUGGGAAGCAAGAAGUAGAGUCAGCUGAGCAUGUUAGGGAGGAAGUGCCGGGGUCAGAAGAAGCUCCAGAUCCUUUAUCAACUUCGAGCAAUUUGCAGCAACCUGAGGAAAACCCAGACGACACUCAGCCUCCCUACUAUUCCACUACUUGUGAAAAGACUGAGGACUCUUGUGCAGGCUUUACUGCACUACCGCACCCUCACCACCGUGAUCACGCAACAUACCCCAGAACCUACUACGACCUCGUCAAACCUCACAGCACUGCCACCACUCCGCCCAAGCUGACCUGUGCCGACCUUCCACCCAGAAGCCCCGGCCAGCAGGCGCUGAGCCCUCAACUCCGCAGGCUUGAGCAACAUCAGAGACAACUGCUGGAGAUGCAGCAACGUAGGGAGCAACAGAGCAGACCCCUGGAGGAGGCAGAGCAAGAGAGGAAGAGGAGGGAGGAAGAGGAGCAGAGGAAGAAGAAAGAGGAAGCCGAAGAAGAAAUAAAGAGAAAUGAGGAAGAGGAAGAGAGGAAGACGAAGGAGCAGGCCGAGGCAACAAAGAAGAAAGAGGAGGAGCUUAAGCAAAGGAGAGAUCUUGAACUGCAACUGCAGCAGCAACAACAGGAACUGAAGCAAAGACAGCAAAUCAUGCAGUGGCAACAAGAGUUGCAACAGUCUAAUAAAGGCCAGACAGUGCUGCUGUCUCCUUCUUCUGGCCUCUGCACCAUCUACGAAGCCCUGGAGAACAGUGAUGAAGAAGAUCCUGAAGGUGAGGAAGAGGAAAUGAAUGAGCUGAACCCCAUUAAAGAUAAAGCGCCUAAGCCAGAUGCACCAUAUGAGAAGAUAAGCGAAAGCUGUGACAGGGUGACGUCAAAUGACGACACACAUCAAGACUCUUCAUUGUCUGACAGUCCCCCACCUCUUCCAGACUCCCCUCAGUCAUCCAGCAACCCCUCCCAGGAUGGUGACAGCUCCUCCUCUUGUCCUCCUGAGUCUCCAGACCGACCUCCACCCCUGGACCUGGACUGGGGCAAGAAAGUGGACAUAGUGCAGCAGCUGAUCAAUCAGACCUUGUUGCUGAAUGGCGAUGGUUGCUCCUCCCUGCUGCUGCUGCCAGGAGGUGCAGGAGGGACACUGAGCCCCCUGGAGAGCAGCCUGUGGCCCAGCUUACUUCCUCCACUCACCCCUCCUUCUGCCACUGUCACCUCUGUCAGUAGUUUUUCUCCAGAGGCCACUGGCAGCUCCCCACAGGGAGAGUGGACAGUGGUGGAGCUGGAGACGCAUCACUAAGGGAUGAUGGUGUGUGAUUUCACUCACACACUUUGGCAGAACUGCAGAUGUGUUUAAACUUUAACAACACUCAUCGGGAAAAAUGACACAAGUGCUGUCUUGUUAUGCACACACUCAUGGGAAUUUAAGAUGGGGACAGACACACAAACAGGGUAAUAUAAAACAUGUAUGCAGAGUAGAACACUUUACUGCUACUAUACACACACUUAAAACAAAUACUAUGUACUCUUACUUACAGCUGUAUCGACUUAGGUAAACAUUUUGGCUGAGUAAUGUGUCAAAAACUGCAAUAACUAGAAACAAUCCUUUGACAAUAUCACCAUCUGUUAAAGAACUAGAUAAUUUAUUUGAUGUUCAUGACGUACCAAAUAGUAAGCAUUCGCUUUAAACUGUACUAUAGUUCAGUGCCUGUGUACACAGUAGAGUCAGAACGAUAAACCAUAAAUUGUACUACUCUGCUACUGCUCAGCCCUGUAGGUAAACCCAUAAACUUGGUGCUGUAGAUCAGUGGUUCCCAACCAACAAGAGAAGAGAUCACAAGAUAAUUCUGAGGGGUUGCAAUAAGAGAUGUUUUUUUUUCUCAAGUAAACUAUUAAACUUUUUCUGACUUCUUCACUCCAGUGGGUUUUCCCUUUGGACUGCUGAAUAAAAUCUACCUAUAAGGGCUUUUAAACAGUAUCUAAAUGGUUGAAACACUUAGAUCCCGUAGAUAAAUGCAACCUGUGACUAAUGGUCAUAAAUGGAUACCAUCUUUCUUUUUAGGAGAAAUGAGUCCAAAAUGUUGGGAAUCACUGCUAUACAUACAUUUGAGAGAUACUAGGCUUUUCUAAUUGUACUGUGAAACAAGCACAUACAACACAGAUACUAAUGCUUGAUGGUGCUCAUUUGAAUUGUGUGCUGAUUCUGCAAGCAUGUAUGCUGUUUAUUGAUGAAAAAAAAAAGGUAAUAGACUUUGUUGCCCUGAAUUUAGACUCUCAGGCAGUUAUUACUCCCCAUCAAUUUGCUAAUAUUAGGCUAAAUGUUGCUUUAAAUCCUUGUAGUAUGUUAAUCAUUAUGCACCAAAGUGACCAGUAUUCAAUGUUAACUUAAAGAUUAAAAAUGUAAAAAAAAAAAAAAAACGAAAGUGUCAAUACUCCCAAAAUUACGGUGGCGGUGAUGAUAGUUGUACCCCGCCCUGGUUCUGUAUUAGUUAAUUUUACCAGCAUAGAGAAAUCUGCCUGCUGAAUCAAUAUAUUUAAUUAAUGUAAACUAAAAACCACCCAACAACCAAGAGCAGGACCUCGAUGUCCUCGGUGUAAUGCUGCCUAGGAGUCUAUUCAGCAACAGAAAGUCUGUGAUGCUGCCAGUGAAGAACCUGGAUGGAGAAUACAAACACAACAUGACGCCACACUCCGAAACUCAGCACCUCACACUUAAUAUCCUACACACACACCACUGCAAGCACAAACCUUACAGGCUGCAAUAAUCCCACACACCUGAACCCAUGCUAUCACUGACAGAAUCCCAUGAUGCACCCCUGCUACUGACUGACAGGGUGGAACUGGACACAUUUGCUGUGUCUCUGUGCCAUGUGUGGUCACACAAACCGACGGUGCCAAAUGGUCACUAUCAAGCCGAGUACGGUAAACCGGCCGAGUUCCUCACCUGCGCCCCUUUUUAAUUGAAGCCAUACGUGUUUGUUUAUACAUGUGUACAUGCAUCCUCAUCACCUUAUUUACAAGUGAGAAUACACUGGAGAUGUCUUGCUAUUGAAUGGUGAUAAAAGGUCACCGGUUCCUGGCUGCCUACGAGAUUGCACUUAAUCAAAUACUGCAGUGUUGUAAUUUCUAUCAAUUCAAAUUAGCUGAUUAUAGAGGCCUUGGCAGUCCCUGCUGUUGUCCUCGUGUCCCGGUGUAAUUUGUUUGCAAACUGAUGUCAAAGAAAUUAGAAGACUAGAAAUGAAGGAAAUGAUCUCAGUUUGAGCUGUUUGGGUCUCACAGCUCUUUACCAAAGGUCAAUAUGAUGUGUAAUUUGCGUUUCCCUUUGAAACACUGGAGUCAGGUACUAAUGAGGUUAUGGUUAUCGAAUAGAAUUGUGUUUAUAGUAGAUGAAAUGGGUUAGUAUUUAAAUAAAUACUGCUGAAGGUUACUUUAUGCAGAAAUAGGGUUGUAAAGUCAACGUCACUGAUGUUAUGACGCUGGUCAUGUCCUGUACACACACUGUAAUUUUACGUUUAUCUCUGGGUUUUAACCGACACUGCUGUGAAAGUUAGGGAUCACUUUAUUGUGGAAGAAGAAGUUUAAAAGGGUAGGAAUGCUGGGAAGGGGCUUGAUAUGAGGUUAUUCUGGAUAUUGACUCUGUAUUGUUGAGACUGUUGAGCUACAGUAGGAGGAAUGCGUGUCCUACUGGUUGUAAGCGUUCAUCUGUGCUGUAUGUCGAUGUGCUGCGGUGUGGAUACUGUGUAUUUGUCAGUGCUGCUUAAAGCAGCCGCAUUUCUUUGGAUGAAGUUGAGGGAAAACUUUUAUGCUGAUUUUUCUCGUGAGAUCACUGACACUUAUUUGCCCUCAUGUCUGCUUGAAUCUGUUUUGCGUGUUGUUGGCCUGCUGCUUCAUCCUCUAGGGUUUAACGGCAUAAAGACUGAAUUGUUUGACAAGAGAAUCGAAAGCAGUGAUCCGAGUAUUAAACUGGAGACAUUUGGCAUCCAGUAUUUAUAUCAUUUGACUCGUAUGACAAAUUUUUGCUCUUUCCCAUGAUCAGAUCCAGCAAAAAAGAAAAAAAUAAUCCUCUUUGUGAGCUUGUCCAUUGUUGAAGCUUAUGUGGAGCAGCUAAGAAGCAACCGGGUGUUAAUGUACGUUUGCAUUCCUGUACGUCCAGACGGGACACUUAAUGCUCACAGCAUUUUAAAAUGUCCUUUCUUAAACAUGUUUGUGUCGUGUUUUGUAAGUUUUUGUGGGUAUAUUGUCUAAAGACUGAACACUGUAAUGAAGGGAAGCUUCACUCUACUUUUAUACUUCAGAGUUUUAGAAGUAUAGUAGCCAUUUCAGAUGUGUAUAUAUAGAUUUUUUUUUAUUGAAUAGAGAUUGAAGGACAUUGGGUGUAAAUGGUAGAUUUUAUUCUGUCAGUAAAUUGCCUUUUUUCAUGUCCAGUCAACACAACUGAUGAGCCGAAUGGUUACAAGGUCAAAGUGAACACAGUAGGCCGAACUCGGAGUGAACAAAUUUCAUUUGUUACUUGGGCUCUGAGUUCUUAAACCUCUCAUUUGAAUAUUAAUUUAUUGAAAGUGAUGUGAGGCCUGCGUGUACUCAUUUAAAUGUCUUGAUGAACCUGUUGAAGUAAAUCGGGCAGUGUUACUCAAGGCCCAAAUCAUGGCAGCUUGUUCUAAAAUGUCCUUGUUUAUUUUCUGAUAGACACAUCUGUGAUUGUGUGUAAUUAUUUUAAUGCAAUGUUUCAUGUAAAUAAAAUGAUUUUUAAUAACA
Amphiprion ocellaris (clown anemonefish) is the source of this 8420-nucleotide messenger RNA. It is a transcript of the gene prr36a, whose product is annotated as proline rich 36a. Bases 349 to 4965 code for a protein of 1538 amino acids. The record is from RefSeq and is a predicted model, not a curated record. The transcript has 6 exons. NCBI's taxonomy places the organism in Eukaryota, Metazoa, Chordata, Actinopteri, Pomacentridae.